Messenger RNA from Geodia barretti, 237 nucleotides. The record is from the annotation of a GenBank genome assembly. Lineage: Eukaryota; Metazoa; Porifera; Demospongiae; Tetractinellida; Geodiidae.
GCAACUGUGGGGAUGCCACGGACCAUCCAAGUCACUGGGGGUAGCGGAGGGCUAUAUCUCGGCAGAGGACGUAACCAUGUCUGCGUCAACCCCCUUCAUUCUCUUGAACUUCGUCUUCACACGGUUCCAGUACGACUCGACGUUCUGGGUGUGAACACCAGUCGCGGGGUCGACGAAGUUCAAAGAGUGGUUGACGGUGCCGUGUCGCUACUCUCCCUCAGUGGAGGUUACAAAGAA